CCGGUCUGGAGAUCAUUUGCUGUUUUAUUAUUGUGGCCAUGGCGACUUACAAAAGCCACUCGUACCGCUCGAUUUUCUAGAGAACGGUUUCAUCAAGAUCUCAGGUGUCCAAGAUAUUCUGACCUCGCAGCAAAAUCCUGGGGUGCUGAUGACGGUUAUCAUCGACUGGUAUAAACACCAGCAGGUAUAUACUAUAAAGGGAUCUGUUUGGCAAUUAACGCCAAAGGAAAUCACUAUAUUAGACCGUUUCUGCGCGAGAAAUGGCAUCCAGAAAAAGCAGGUUUCUGAACUUGCUAAUCUUAAAUCGACGCCGCUUGUUGUCCUUGAACGAGACUCACAAACUGACAAACUUCACUUUAAUCAAGGAAUUAUCGAGAUCGUUUUUCGUCGACUCGUCGGUGCCGUUAGGUGUAAUGCUAUGUUAAGCUUGACCGCUGCUGAUUCAAGCUCGAUGCUCGAAUAUAGGGAUAGUAUCACUGAGGUUAAGACUACUGCUGAGCUCAAGGUUAAUGGAAAGACCUACCACAAUACUUUCACCGGCAAGGCUAUAAUCGACUGGUUAAUGAACUAUUCUACCAUUAUGGAAGAGCGCGAAGCCGUUGCAGUUGCCACUCUUUUCGUGGCCUACAACCUAAUAAAGCAUGCUAUCUAUCAAUUAACGCAACGCGCUAAGGACCUCAUCAAUGGCUCAAGUUCACUACGACCAUCUCCAGAGAGGGAGCACUAUACUAGCUACCAGCGGAACGAGAUCCGUCAGCGCGACUUCUCUUCCGCGAGCAAUCCCGAGACAUAUUGCGAGGAGAACCUGACAUUCUACCAAGACGUGGAUGAGUUUAUAUGGAAUAGUAAGAGAAUCUAUCAUGCCUUCCUUGCUGCUGGCUCGCCUUGCGAGCUUAAUAUUGACCACCAGCUGAGGAACAGUCUUACAACGCGGAUGACCAAGGCUGUAAGUCAGGUCGCUAACAUGAUCAAUACUCUUGAAGAAGUGAUAUUUUUAUUCGAGGAAGCUCAAGAUGUUGUAUUCAAAUUAAUGGCUAGCGACUUGGGGCCAAAAUUUCUGAACAACCCUAAGUACUAG
Molecule: messenger RNA, 1078 nt
Organism: Fusarium redolens
Lineage: Eukaryota; Fungi; Ascomycota; Sordariomycetes; Hypocreales; Nectriaceae
Product: regulator of G protein signaling domain-containing protein
Exons: 7
Coding region: 149-1078 (309 amino acids)
Biological process (GO): intracellular signal transduction
Source: RefSeq, a predicted model, not a curated record